This is a messenger RNA of Rotaria sp. Silwood1, 1200 nucleotides long. The record is from the annotation of a GenBank genome assembly. Lineage: Eukaryota; Metazoa; Rotifera; Eurotatoria; Philodinida; Philodinidae.
AUGACUUCUUUACAAGAUCAAUUACGUAUCGUUUUAAUUGGUAGAACAGGAAAUGGAAAAAGUUCCGUUGGUAAUUCAUUAUUACAUUCGAGAAGUGCAUUUUAUUCUACACAAUCACCUAAUUCAGUAACAAGAGAUUGUGAAGUUCAAAUGGCAAUGUCAACUGAUAUUAAUGGAAGACAAAAACAAAUAAUGGUUGUUGAUACACCAGGCUUUUUUGAUACAGAUGAGAACAUAACAAAUGAACAAGUACAACAGACAAUUGCUUCACAAAUUUUUAAUAUGACAUCACCAGGUGUACAUGCUUUUUUAAUUAUUCUUCGUAUUGAUCGUUUUUCACCCGAAGAAAAACGUACAGUAGAUUUUAUUAAAAAAAUAUUCGGUGAGGGUGCUGCAAAAUAUUGUAUUGUGAUUUUUACACGUGAAGAUCAAUUGGAUGAAGGUCAACAUAUUGAUGAAUUUAUAAGUCGAUCUCGUGAAUUGAAAGAUUUAGUUCAAAGAUGUGGACAUCGUAAAUUUACUAUUAAUAAUAAAUUAAAUGGUGAACAAUUGAAUAGAAAAACUAAGCAAUUACUUCAAAUGAUUGAUCAAAUGGUACAAAAUAAUAAUGGAAAUUAUUAUACAAAUGCUGAAUAUCAACGAAUUGAAAGACAACGAAAAGAAGAACAAGCAAGACGAGAAGAAGAAGAACGUAGAAAGAAAAAAGAAUAUGAAGACGCAUUAAUUGCAAAAGCAAGAGAGGAAGAACGACAGAAAGCCGACAAACGAGAACGAGAAGCACGAGAAGAAGAACGAAAAAAAGCUGAAAAACGAGAACAAGAAGAACGAGAUAGAAGAAUAAGAGCAGAAGAAGAAGUACGAAUUGAACGGAGUAGAAAUGAAGAAAGAGUACGAUCAGCAGCUCGCUCUCGAAGGAACUAUGAUGAUGAUGAUGAUGAUGAUGUUGAAUCUAUGUUCAAUGGAAUGCGUCAAAUGAUGUUGGGUAGCAAUAUGCCUUCGCCAAAUACAGCAGCUAUGUGUAUGCCUUAUCAAAGGGCAAUGCCUACUGGUCCUACAAUGCAUGGAGGUAGUGGAGGUCGAUUUACAGGCGAGUUUAUGGCAACUCGUGGUAGUGCCAACAAUCGACCAAUUAUGGAAGGACCUAGAGGUGGACGUUUCUAUUGGAAUGGAAAUGGUAACAAGACUUAUUUAGGAAAUUAA